Messenger RNA from Pestalotiopsis fici W106-1, 867 nucleotides. RefSeq names its product fructose-bisphosphate aldolase. Lineage: Eukaryota; Fungi; Ascomycota; Sordariomycetes; Amphisphaeriales; Sporocadaceae. The transcript has a single exon. The record is from RefSeq and is a predicted model, not a curated record. Gene Ontology annotation, molecular function: zinc ion binding; aldehyde-lyase activity. Gene Ontology annotation, biological process: carbohydrate metabolic process. Bases 1 to 867 code for a protein of 288 amino acids.
AUGCCGCGCCCACCCCUCUCCCAAAACCGCUCCCUCGCCAUCCUCAAAGCCGCCCGCGAGGGUGGCUAUGCGGUGCCAGGAAUGUGCUGCUACAACAUGGAAUCCAUAAUCGCCACGGUGCGCGCCGCCGAGGCAGCACGGUCGCCGGCCAUGGUCCUCCUGUUCCCCUGGGCGAUGCAGUACGCCGACGAGGCGCUCGUCAAGGCGGCAGCCAGCGCCGCCCACGGCGCCAGCGUUCCCAUCAGCCUGCACCUGGACCACGCGCAGACGCCCGAGCUCGUGCGCCGCGCCGCGGACAUCCCCGACGGCUUUGACAGCAUCAUGUGCGACAUGAGCCACUUUGAACGCGAGGAGAACCUACGGCUGACGUCGGAGCUCGUCGCCUAUUGCCACGAGCGCGGCAUCGCCGCCGAGGCCGAGCCCGGGCGCAUCGAGGGCGGCGAGGACGGUGUGGCCGAGACGGCGGAUCUCGAGGGUCUGCUCACCACGCCCGAGGAGGCUCAAGUCUUUGUCGAUACCGGUAUCGAGAUGCUGGCUCCAGCAUUCGGCAACGUCCACGGCGAGUACGGCCCACGUGGUAUCCGGCUCGAGUAUGACCGUCUCGAGUCUAUCAACCAGGCCGUCGGGGACAAGGUGUUCCUCGUUUUGCAUGGCGCUGACCCAUUUGAUCAAGAGAUUUUUACCAAGUGCAUCAAGGCUGGAGUGAGCAAGGUGAAUAUCAACAAGGGCAUGAACAAGCAUUACGCCCGCGUCCAAGAAGAGAUGAGAGGAAAACCUCUGACGAGCGUCAUUGAGGCAGGUACUGAUGCAAUGCAAAAGGCCAUCGAGCAAUAUAUGCAUUGGCUAGGUAGUGCCGGAAAGGCAUAG